AGUGCAAGUCCUUUAUAGAAUCUUCUACUUUCAAUAAUCAAAGAGAUGUCAUAAUGAUGGAUGUCAGUAAGUUUGCUCUAUGUCAAACCCAUAUUGCCAAAACCGCCGUUCCCAUAGCUAUAAUCCUAGGAUUCGGGUAUAUGAAUUAUGCCUGUGGAUACAGACUAGGAUAUAAAGAGAUCUACAUACACCACAGUCAUGCUGUGGCAAUAGUUUUUUGGAUAAUAUUUGGAGUUUUACAACUCACGGUGUUCUUAUAUUGGGGAUUAGUUGUAUUUAUCGGACCCGGAAAGUCUCCACGGUUCCCACCUUUGGAUAUAUUAGGCACGGGCAAGUAUGAAGAUGAUGAUGUAUUAACUCCCGUUCCGGACUUGUUCUUUUGCGAUGAACUGGGAUAUCCCUACUACGAUGCUCCUACUCACUCCAUCAAGAUUGACCGCACAUUUUACCUGAAGGAUGUGGGGUAUAAUGUUUUAAAGUUUGAUCAUUAUUGUCUUUGGAUCGGCACAUCUCUUGGCCAGACAAACUAUGAGUUCUUUAUAAAGUAUAUGAUUUGGUUCAUGGUGUUGUUCUUUUAUGAUAUUAUAUUUACUGCAUGUUACACUCGAACAAGUAUAGCCCGGGGACUUGAUCAUAAUUUCAUUGCCAUAUUUGUAUUAUGUGCAUUCUGGAUAAUCAUGAUCGGUGCAUUGUUUAUUGCUCAUGUGAGAUAUAUAAACUGUGAUAUAACCACUCUUGAUGACAUUACGAAACAACAGAGAGAGCGUUAUCUCCGAUGGGCUGCCCAUAACACUUCCGAACAAGAAAAACCAAACAAACAGCAAAGCAAGUUUGUCGCAUGGUGUUUGCAGAGUAAAACAGCACCACGAUUCGAAAGCGGGCGCCGUUUUGUUAAUGCUAAAUCAGGAGAUCGUCGAUAUGUUGUGGAAUAUAGCAUCUACCAACAUCCAUUUGAUUUAGGGGUCAAAAAGAACUGGAUUAAUUUGAUGUUCAAUGGGAAUCGAAAUCAUGGCCUACCUGAAUCGUACUACACUAAUUUGCGAUUAUUUUUGUCGUUUUAUGCAUUGGCGGUUCCAUACUUGGACAUUCCACUUUACUUUAUCGCGCGAAGGAAACUCAUAGAGGGAAUAGGAGGAGAACCCGACGAAGAACAAGGCAAGAGAGAAUACUUGACAAGAUUGUAUCAUAUGUAUUCCAAUUAUGUAAGUGAUGAUUUCAGAAAGUUUAUUGAUGACAAGAUAGCCAAGGGAGAAUGUUCUAUUCCCAGUUAUUUGAAGGAAGCAGUUGAUGGUAAACAGUAAUGUAUAGAUUUUAUUUAUUUAUUUUUUUUUUUUUUUUGCUUCUGCUCACUAAUCUAAUCUCAUCUU
Molecule: messenger RNA, 1367 nt
Organism: Spathaspora passalidarum NRRL Y-27907
Lineage: Eukaryota; Fungi; Ascomycota; Pichiomycetes; Serinales; Debaryomycetaceae
Product: palmitoyltransferase
Exons: 1
Coding region: 54-1301 (415 amino acids)
Biological process (GO): protein targeting to membrane; peptidyl-L-cysteine S-palmitoylation
Cellular component (GO): endoplasmic reticulum; Golgi apparatus
Molecular function (GO): protein-cysteine S-palmitoyltransferase activity
Source: RefSeq, a predicted model, not a curated record